GGCCGGGAGGGCGGGGAGCCGCGGAGGGAAGGCGAGAGGGCGGAGGUUGCGUGGUGCAGGCAGCGGCGGCGGGAGGAGGGCCGGGCGGGCAGGGGAGGAGGAGGAGGCGGGCUCCGUGUCGCACGCAGCUCCAGGCGGGGCAGCCCCGCUGGCUGAGGGACGCAGUCAGACCUUGGCGGGACGGGGGUUUCGCCGGGGCCCAGGCCCAGCAACCAGACGGAGACGUUGCCGGAGCCUUUGAGGCACCAGGGAAAUGCGGGUUUGCCUGCAAUGAGAUUUCAUUCUCUACCUUUAAAGGACGUCCUUUCUGAGCUGCUGUGAAUAAAUUUGGAAUGGUACUGUAUAUUUUCAUCUAAUGGAGAACUAGCUGUAUUUUGAAUAAGGAUUGCUGCGCUGGACGACUUUAGAACAUCCUUCACAAUGUCGUCAACCAGGAGCCAGAACCCGCAUGGCCUGAAGCAGAUCGGCCUGGACCAGAUCUGGGACGACCUCAGAGCUGGCAUUCAGCAGGUGUACACCCGACAGAGCAUGGCGAAGUCCAGAUACAUGGAGCUCUACACCCACGUUUAUAACUACUGUACUAGCGUACACCAGUCAAACCAAGCACGAGGAGCCGGAGUCCCUCCUUCUAAAUCCAAAAAGGGCCAGACGCCUGGAGGAGCUCAGUUUGUUGGCCUGGAAUUGUACAAACGGCUUAAGGAAUUUUUGAAAAAUUACUUGACAAAUCUUCUCAAGGACGGAGAAGAUUUGAUGGAUGAGAGUGUACUGAAAUUCUACACUCAACAAUGGGAAGAUUAUCGAUUUUCAAGCAAAGUGCUGAAUGGAAUUUGUGCCUACCUCAAUAGACAUUGGGUUCGCCGUGAAUGUGACGAAGGACGAAAAGGAAUAUAUGAGAUCUACUCGCUUGCAUUGGUGACUUGGAGAGAUUGUCUGUUCAGGCCAUUGAAUAAACAGGUAACAAAUGCUGUUUUAAAACUGAUUGAAAAGGAAAGAAAUGGUGAAACCAUCAAUACAAGGCUGAUUAGUGGAGUUGUACAGUCUUACGUGGAAUUGGGGCUGAAUGAAGAUGAUGCAUUUGCAAAGGGCCCUACGUUAACAGUGUAUAAAGAAUCCUUUGAGUCUCAAUUUUUGGCUGACACAGAGAGAUUUUAUACCAGAGAGAGUACUGAAUUCUUGCAGCAGAACCCAGUUACUGAAUAUAUGAAAAAGGCAGAGGCUCGUCUGCUUGAGGAACAACGAAGAGUUCAGGUUUAUCUUCACGAAAGCACACAAGAUGAAUUAGCAAGGAAAUGUGAGCAAGUCCUCAUUGAAAAACACUUGGAAAUUUUCCACACAGAAUUUCAGAAUUUAUUGGAUGCUGACAAAAAUGAAGACUUGGGGCGCAUGUAUAAUCUUGUAUCUAGAAUCCAGGAUGGCCUAGGAGAGUUGAAAAAACUGCUGGAGACACACAUUCAUAAUCAGGGUCUUGCAGCCAUUGAAAAGUGUGGAGAAGCUGCUUUAAAUGACCCCAAAAUGUAUGUACAGACAGUGCUAGAUGUUCAUAAAAAGUACAAUGCCCUGGUAAUGUCUGCAUUCAACAACGACGCUGGCUUCGUGGCUGCUCUUGAUAAGGCCUGUGGGCGCUUCAUCAACAACAACGCAGUUACCAAGAUGGCCCAGUCGUCCAGCAAGUCCCCCGAGCUGCUGGCCCGGUACUGCGACUCCUUGUUGAAGAAAAGUUCCAAGAACCCAGAAGAGGCAGAGCUGGAAGACACACUCAAUCAAGUGAUGGUCGUCUUCAAGUACAUAGAGGACAAGGAUGUGUUUCAGAAGUUCUACGCCAAGAUGCUGGCCAAGAGGCUCGUCCAUCAGAACAGCGCAAGUGAUGAUGCCGAAGCGAGUAUGAUAUCCAAGUUGAAGCAAGCUUGUGGUUUUGAGUAUACCUCUAAACUUCAGCGGAUGUUUCAAGACAUUGGUGUAAGCAAAGAUUUGAAUGAGCAGUUCAAAAAGCACCUGACGAAUUCAGAACCACUGGACUUGGAUUUCAGCAUUCAGGUUCUGAGUUCGGGGUCCUGGCCGUUUCAGCAGUCGUGCACGUUCGCCCUGCCCUCCGAGCUGGAGCGCAGUUACCAGCGAUUCACAGCCUUCUACGCCAGCCGCCACAGCGGCAGAAAACUGACGUGGUUGUAUCAGUUGUCUAAAGGAGAGUUGGUAACUAACUGCUUCAAAAACAGGUACACUUUGCAGGCAUCUACGUUCCAGAUGGCAAUCCUGCUUCAGUACAACACGGAGGAUGCCUACACCGUGCAGCAGCUGACUGACAGCACGCAAAUUAAAAUGGACAUUUUGGCACAAGUCCUACAGAUUUUAUUGAAGUCAAAGUUAUUGGUCUUGGAGGAUGAAAAUGCAAAUGUUGAUGAGGUGGAGUUGAAGCCAGAUACCUUAAUAAAAUUAUAUCUUGGUUAUAAAAAUAAGAAAUUAAGGGUUAACAUCAAUGUGCCAAUGAAAACUGAACAGAAGCAGGAACAAGAAACCACACACAAAAAUAUCGAGGAGGACCGCAAACUACUGAUUCAGGCGGCCAUCGUGAGGAUCAUGAAAAUGCGGAAGGUUCUGAAACACCAGCAGUUACUUGGAGAAGUCCUCACUCAGCUGUCGUCCAGGUUCAAACCUCGGGUCCCGGUGAUCAAGAAAUGCAUUGACAUUCUAAUCGAGAAAGAAUAUUUGGAGCGAGUGGAUGGUGAAAAGGACACCUACAGUUACUUGGCUUAACCCUUCUAGAAGGGUCUGACUGUGUGACCCGCAGCAGAUAGUUCAUGACGUAAAGAAUGGAAACAACUCAAGUUCGUAGCAGCCAGCCUGCCGCCAUUUGGACCUCCCUUUUUAAAACUGAGACCAAGAUCCCCAUCAGGCGGUCUCAGACUGACAUCGAACUGCUCAGGACCGAUACAUUUCAAGUCUGUAAAUACGGACACCAACGCCAUUUAACCUAACGUAAGAAGAGGGCAACUGAACCUUCGCGCCGAGGGCUGCAUGCUACUGCAUUUAAACCAAUCCACUGGCUACCUGAUGAACGGCUGUCGUCUCAGGCAGCACCUGUAACGUCAGCGGCACUUUGAGAGCGAGUGUGAACGGACCCACGUGUAAUCUGCUAUGGAAAACCAUUUGUAUAGUGUGUUUCAUUUUUUAAUGUGUGAAAAUAAAGAAAAUUAAAGGAUUUCUGUACAAGUCGCAUUUGGUUUUGUUUUAAGUUUUACUAAUUUCUAUAUGUAAAUAAAAGAUACAAUGAUUGUGCAAAUUUA
Propithecus coquereli (Coquerel's sifaka) is the source of this 3281-nucleotide messenger RNA. RefSeq names its product cullin 1 (gene CUL1). The record is from RefSeq and is a predicted model, not a curated record. The transcript has 22 exons. NCBI's taxonomy places the organism in Eukaryota, Metazoa, Chordata, Mammalia, Primates, Indriidae. The coding region runs from base 421 to 2751 and encodes 776 amino acids. Gene Ontology annotation, cellular component: SCF ubiquitin ligase complex. Gene Ontology annotation, molecular function: ubiquitin protein ligase binding. Gene Ontology annotation, biological process: protein ubiquitination; SCF-dependent proteasomal ubiquitin-dependent protein catabolic process.